AAAAAAAAAAUAAUUUUUGUCGCGUUCUUCAUCUACUAAACAACACACAUCGCGGGAAAAGAAUUUGUGCAAAAACUUAAGGAAAUAAACAAUAAUUUUGUGCAAAUUUAGAGGAAAAUUUUUGCACAUAAAUAAUUAAAAAGUUAAGAACAAAAGUAAAUAGUAAUUAAAAGCAAUUAAACUAAAAAGAGGACGAAAAAAAUCCAAGCGUUCAAUAGCUGAAAGAAUUUUGUUUGUAUGUGUCGGGUUUUUCACAUGCGGUGUCUCGUCGAAAAGUGAAAAUAUUUCUAAAGUUUUACAUUAUUUUUAUUGGAACAAAUAAACGUUUAAAAAAGUUGUGUUUAAUUUAAGUGUUGCUGCUUGCGUCUUGCAAAGCAAUUAAUGCCCAACCAAUAUGGAUUUGGCAAAUUUAGACAAAAUGAAGGUGGUCGAUCUGCGUAAUGAGCUGCAGACGCGUGGCCUGGAUACCAAAGGUGUUAAAGCUGUUUUGAUAGAACGUUUACGCGCCCAUUUGGAGGGAGGCGUGCCUCCCUCCCCGGGUACACCUGGUCGUCGUAGUCGUCGCACUCGAUCUAUGACCAGAUCACCUUCACCAUCCCCCGUGAAAAAGGCUCCAGAGCCGGCUUUGGAAACCUUGGAAGAGGAAAGUAAUACAGCUAAUGCUCCAGUUGCUGCAGAAGAAGCUGUAAAUGAAGAGAAAUUCUCCACGCCAGAGAAAUUACAAAGCCUACCCCCAAAAGAAUGUACACCCAAGGAGGAGAAAGAAGAGAAUACGAAUAAUAAUUCUCAUAAAGAUGAAGAAAGCUUUGAAAGUGCUGAAGAGAUGACUAAAGCACCAGAGGAAGAAGCCGAAGAGCAAACUAAUGGAGAUGAAGCUGAAGUAGCUGAAACACCAGAAGCUGAGGAGGAAACUCCGGAAGAAAACGAAGAAAAAGAAGAACAAAAUGCUAAAAUGGAGGAAAAUGUUGAAAAUAAUGAAGGAAAAGAAGAAGAACAAAACGCUAAAGCGGAGGACAAUAUUGAAAAUAAUAAAGAAAAAGAAGAAGAAGAAGUUAAACAAGAAGAGGAAGAAAAAAUUGAGGAAAAUAAUAAAUCCCUUAAAGAGU
This is a messenger RNA of Lucilia sericata (common green bottle fly), 1106 nucleotides long. RefSeq names its product cilia- and flagella-associated protein 251-like. The record is from RefSeq and is a predicted model, not a curated record. The annotation marks the transcript as partial. Lineage: Eukaryota; Metazoa; Arthropoda; Insecta; Diptera; Calliphoridae. Gene Ontology annotation, biological process: poly(A)+ mRNA export from nucleus. Gene Ontology annotation, cellular component: nucleus. The transcript is spliced from 2 exons.